GCGCGCAGGUAUAGCAUUUAUUCUUUUUGCAAUAAAAUACAGUAUACUGGUCGAUUAAUUCGAGACAUUUUCACAGCUCGUAUUUCGAGUUUAAGAGGUCAAAAUGAAGUUGAUUCGAGAAAAAAGCCGUCGACGAACUAUACAUGAAAAAAACGACUAUGGCGGUAAAGUAUUUACAAAACAGGGAAGAGGCCGAAGUUGACGACAAGAAAUCAGUUUCACUAGUAAUCGGGAAAGUCCCUUUUUCUACCUCAGCUGUCACUAGUGACAACAUCUCUUGGGUUCUUUUGCUUAUUAUAUCACAAUAUACCAUCAUGAAAGAAGAAGAAAUAUCAGAUAAAACUGCUACUAUAAAGUACUAUAAAGACAUUCCCGCCUAUGGCCAUUUCCUCCAACACCACCUGUUACCCAACAUACCCGCACUCUUUGGCCCAGCUCUGACUGAAUCGUGGAAAGCACGGCGUGAGUGGGUUGAGCAAAGCAGCAACAACAACAAUAACAAUAACAGUUGUCAUGAUGAGCAACAAGAUCAUUCGGAAAUACCUGCUAUGCAACCACGUUUCGAUUACUUGAAGAAUGAGUUUGGAUCGGCUCAAGUGGGUGUGGCUGACUGUAUUGAACGCGAUUUUACGGAUCAAAAACGAUCCGAAAUGUCAUUUGAUGAAUUUGUAAAAGUUUGGCCGGCCGGACGAUAUUAUCUUAAAGAUUGGCAUUUUGUUCGGUCAUUUCCCGAGUACAAUGCCUACAAGGUGCCGCAUGUAUUUGAAGACGAUUGGAUGAAUGAAUAUUGGUUAAAGGAUAACAAGGAUGACUACCGGUUUGUUUAUAUGGGGGGCGAUGGUACGUUUACCCCGCUUCAUGCCGAUGUCUACAGGUCAUACUCAUGGUCAAGCAAUAUUUGUGGCAUCAAAAAAUGGACACUGUUUCCUCCAGGAGAAGAACGCCUUUUAAAAGACAAGCUAGGCAAUCUAGCCUACGACUUGCGAUCCAUCGACCCAGUCCAAUUCCCCUGUACCAAGCAAGCCAAACGGAUUGUAGUCUACCAACGGGAUGGCGAGACCCUGUUUGUGCCCAGCGGAUGGUUCCACCAAGUGGAGAAUAUCGGACUGACAAUCUCAAUCAACCACAACUGGUCCAAUGCGUGCAACCUCGGCAUGACAUUCCGAUCGCUUGCCUCGGAUUUAGACGAUGUGGAACGAUCCAUCGAUGACGUACGCGAGUCCAUGGCACCACUGGAAUUUGUCCAAACCUGUCAGCACCUGUUGCUUCUGCACAGUGGAUGGGACUGGUGCAUCUUUUUAAAGAUGUUGCACUGUAUUGCGCGCAGGCUGUCAUUGUCAUCGCAUCAGCAGCAACUGCAAAAGGAAGAAAAGACGAUAUCGCCGCCACAUGAAUUACUACGACUACAACACCACCAGCCGGACCUAGCAUGGCAGGCGCAGCAGAUUUUAGAUGUGAUAGAAGCAUGGAAUAAGAAGACACCAGAGAAACUGUUGAUGGAUGAGUACUUGGAGCAACAAGGUCUGCGCACAUAUGUCCAGGAAAUCAAAGAGUUACUACAGGAUAUACUUGACAUUAACAAGUGUUUAUCACCUAAUAAGUUGAACAUAUAAGCUGUAUUGAUACUAAUAGUGUCUUGAGAUCAUUACCUGCCACUAAUUUGAAUAAUGUCGAAGACACGUUCGUUGUUCUAAACUUUUCGACAGACUUGUUGGGCGUUGUGUUUGGAGGAGUGGUGGUCAUAUAUGACUUACAGUUUAUCGUUUAAUUGCUUGAC
Zychaea mexicana is the source of this 1777-nucleotide messenger RNA. RefSeq lists its product as uncharacterized. The record is from RefSeq and is a predicted model, not a curated record. Gene Ontology annotation, biological process: protein hydroxylation; negative regulation of gene expression; positive regulation of translational termination. Lineage: Eukaryota; Fungi; Mucoromycota; Mucoromycetes; Mucorales; Lichtheimiaceae. Gene Ontology annotation, cellular component: nucleus; cytoplasm. Bases 144 to 1613 code for a protein of 489 amino acids. The transcript has 3 exons. Gene Ontology annotation, molecular function: sequence-specific DNA binding; histone H4R3 demethylase activity.